Molecule: messenger RNA, 480 nt
Organism: Penicillium arizonense
Lineage: Eukaryota; Fungi; Ascomycota; Eurotiomycetes; Eurotiales; Aspergillaceae
Exons: 3
Coding region: 1-480 (159 amino acids)
Molecular function (GO): lyase activity
Source: RefSeq, a predicted model, not a curated record
AUGGACUGGUUUAUUGGUGCUAUCCCGCCUCCGGAAUACCAGGCUGUCGCUUGGUUUGCGAAUGUUGCUACCAUUAUCGAGACCAUUGGCUGGGCAAUCAAUUAUGCAUGCAUCCUGGGCCAACUGGCCGCGGCCGCGACCCUCGGACCGGGUGUUGCUGCGACAGUGGUAGCUUGCUUUUGCUAUCUUCUGCUCACCGUGGGGUCUCUCUGCCAGCUGAUAAUUCGUGGUAGCUCUCGGGGUACUUCUUAUACAAUGUGGGCCUCUCGAUUCAUCGGCAAUCUGGCAGCCGGUUUCAAUGCGCAUUUUAGGGUAACAUACUGGCCACAGGUCUUUGGCUUCUUGGACACCGCCCUAAUGAAAUGGUUCGUCGCAACUACCACGAUAGUUGAGUUAUGCUAUAUAUUUGUCUUGCGCCAUAUUCGAGACAAAGAGGCUGCAAGUCAUAACACAACCAACCUUGCCGACAAGAAACGAUAA